UUUUAUCGCCUCAUAUCGCGCGCCGUCAGUUAAACGUUAAUGUGUGACAGGUGCUUCGCGCUUCUUCCCCGCUAGAUGGCGCUAAAACUUCAGGUUGAGUAAUUCAAAAUGGCGUGUCAGCCAUGGUACUUUGAAUGAAUCACCCGAGAUAUUCCACUAGUGCUGAGGCAGAGUGCGCAUAGAUGACAUGCUGCCAAGAAAGCAUGUGGCGGGGUUGGAGAAGAAACGCGACGCACACAUAGAGGCACUAUUCAACCAGUUCAUCAAUGCGGGCACCUGCAAAAGCAUCCUCCUCACCUUCCACCAGCUCUGCGAUGCCCUGGGCCUCAAAAAUGUGGACCACCGUCAGUUCUACCCCCGCCUCAAGUCUUGUGUCACAUCAUGGAAGGCUCAGUCAAUAUGGGUCAAGCUGGACAAGAGAGCCUCUCACAAAGACUACAGAAGAGGAGAGGCCUGCAAAAACACAAGGGUGCUUGUGAUAGGAGCCGGACCAUGUGGAUUACGGGUGGCUAUAGAGGCCGCCCUCCUGGGGGCCAAGGUGGUCCUUGUGGAGAAGCGCGACCGCUUCUCUCGGAACAACGUCCUUCACCUUUGGCCUUACCUCAUCACUGAUCUCAAAAACCUUGGCGCCAAAAAGUUCUUUGGGAAAUUCUGUGCUGGAGCCAUUGAUCAUAUCAGUAUACGUCAGCUGCAGUGUAUAUUAAUGAAAGUUGCCCUGUUGGUUGGAGUAGAAAUCCAUACAAAUGUCUCAUUUGAAGGCCUCAUUGAACCUCCAGAAGUUGAGGAAAACAGUAAAGAUGCCCUUUUGAGGUUCCGCUCUAGAAGACAACGUCUUGGCACUGGCUGGAGAGCAAGGAUUUUACCAGAGAACAACCCUGUUUCUGAGUUUGAGUUUGAUGUCUUGAUAGGAGCUGAUGGCAAACGAAAUACACUUCACGGUUUUAAGAGGAAAGAAUUCCGAGGAAAGCUCGCUAUAGCCAUUACUGCCAACUUUAUCAACGGGAACACCCAGGCUGAGGCCAGUGUAGAGGAAAUCAGUGGGGUGGCCUUCAUCUUCAACCAGAAGUUCUUCCUUGAUCUGAAGGAACAGACUGGGAUUGACCUGGAGAAUAUUGUCUACUACAAAGAUGAAACUCAUUAUUUUGUCAUGACAGCCAAGAAGAUGAGCCUGCUGGAGAAAGGAGUCCUGCUCAAUGACUACAAUGACACUGUCCAGCUGCUCUCCAAAGAGAAUGUCGAUCAGGAUGCCUUGCUCAACUAUGCUCGAGAAGCUGCAGAUUUCUCCACCAAUCACAUGCUGCCAAAUCCGGAGUACGCCAUCAAUCACUACGGCCAGCCUGAUGUAGCCAUGUUUGACUUUACCUCCAUGUUUGCCUCUCACAAUGCAUCCCGCAUUAUAGAAAGGAAUGGUCAUACAUUGUUGAUGGGGCUGGUGGGCGACAGUUUACUGGAGCCAUUCUGGCCGACGGGUACUGGGUGUGCGCGGGGGUUUCUGGGAGCGUUUGACGCUGCCUGGAUGAUCCGCAGCUUUGCCUCGGGGAAAGCCACCCCAUUGCAAGUGUUAGCAGAGAGGGAGAGCAUAUUCCUGCUUCUGUCACAAACAACACCAGAAAACCUGCACAAAAACUUCCAUGAUUACAGCAUAGAUCCCAACACAAGAUAUCCUAAUUUAAAUUCAAAAUUCUUCAAGCCAGAGCAAAUGCGUCAUUUGUACGAUUCAGGUGAUGCGUCUUCAAAAGAUGAGGUGUUUGAGCUGCCAACUAAGAGAGCUAGAAAUGAAGAUUUCAUUGAUAGUUACACGCUGUUGCGUUGGUGCCAGAACUUGUUAAACUCUGGAAAGUAUUACAGUGUUCACGUGACUGACUUCACGGCCUCCUGGAAGAGUGGGCUGGCCCUCUGUGCUCUUAUACAUAUAUUCAGACCAGAGUUGAUUGACUUCAAAAGUCUUGCAGCUGAAAACAUAGCAGAAAACAAUCAGUUGGCAUUUGAUGUAGCCCAGAAGGAACUGGGUGUUCAGCCUGUGAUGUCCGGAGAAGACAUGGCCAAAUGUGAAGUCCCCGACAAGCUCACCAUGGUCUCGUACCUUUCUCAACUCUACGAUGUCCUCAAGAAAGAAAAUCUGCCAUUACCUGACAUUCCCAAGCCCGCCAUAUUGGAUGAGGGUACAGGCCUAGGCACAAAAUCACCCACCAGAAAGGUGUCUCUACUCAAUAGGCUCAGUAACAGAUUUUCCAAAGCAAAGAAGAGAAAAGACAAAGAUGAUGUCACAGACAGUAACACACCUACAUUUGGCAGCAAGAGGUAUCGUGAAGAGAAAGAGAAUGACGUAAUGCUCACUGGCUACAACAAGGUCCCGAUGGAGGAGUUGAGGAACAAGCUGGUGUUAGGGAACAAGCUGGACGAUGCCAUUAAACGGCCGGCAAACAAAGACGUUCAGGGAAAUGUCAGCGUCAAACAAAUGGGAGAACUGCUGGUCUCCAAAUUCCGUGGACAUGAUCUCAAUAAUGUUGACUCAGGCAAACGUGUGAACGGUCGCUCCACCCCACAGCCCCUGAUGGCAGCCCAGCCAGCCAGUGAGUUUUGUGUGUUCUGUAAGAAGAGAGUGUACCUGAUGGAAAGGAUGAGUGCCGAGGGCCUUUUCUUCCACAGGGGAUGUCUGAAGUGUGCCUACUGUGCAGUCUCACUCAGACUCGGCAACUACUCUUUUGAGAAAUCACCAGCGGGUGAACCUCUCUUUUAUUGUUUCCGGCACUUUGGAAUGAUGAUGUCAAGAUCAAGAAGGAAGCGUAAUUUUGAAGAAGCAGAUGAUAUUAAGGAAAAUAUUGAGGAUAAAGACACAGUUGAUUCCAGUCCAGCUGUAAAACUGUCUCCUGUAGAAAAGAAAACACCACCUCAGUUAAUCGGAGGUCUAACCGUCCCAGAAGAACCAUUCCCACAAGCCUUGAGAACACCCGAGCGGGUGGAGUUUGAGAACUCUCUAGAAGGAGAGGAAGAAACUGAAGAGGAGCAGACGGAGCACAAUCUUCGCUCCUCAAUUUCAUGUGACCUGUUGCUAGGGGAGGAAGAAGGCGAGGAAGAGUCUGAUUCUGACGACGAGUUAACACAAAUGGAACUGGCACAUAUCCUGAAUCAGUGGUCCAGCGGAGAAGAAGACUUGGAGGACGAGGUGAUGGCUGAUGAGAUUUCAGGUGCCAGGGAACUGGCUGCCACCUGGCAGAAGCGUCAUUCCAGGGAGAACCUGCUGGACAUUGAUGAUGAAGAGCUGUCAUCUGAUGAGGAAGAUGACACCGAUGAAGUAUCAGAUUAUGAUUCUAUGGAUGAAGAUGAUGAAGGCAGUCUGACAGAGACUGAAAGUCGAAAUGAGGAGCGUGGUAGAGAUAGUGAGGAAAACGUUGACCCUGGAUUCAGAGAGGCCUCCCCUGUAAACACACCCACCAGUCCCGCAGCCCUCAAAGCUGCCAGGGAAAGCUUCUUUGUGUCCGCCCCAGAGGUCGUCCGUCUAGACCCCUGGAGCAUGUUUGGUAUGGGAAAGAAAGACGGCAAAGCAGCAGAGACUGAAGGCGAAAAGGAGGAAAAUGGAGAGAUGAAAGAUGAGGGUAAGCCAAGAGGAGACAGCAGCAAGAGUCCAGAGAAGCCAAAACACCGGCGCCACAAGAAGAAGAAUUACGCACAGCUGUCAGAGGAAGACGAGAGCGAUAGUUUGAGUGAAGGCAAGAGAGUAGGGAGAGGGAAGGCUGAAGCGAGGGAGGACUCGACCGAAGAGGCUAGUGAUGAGAAUCUUGAUAAGUCUGCCGUGAGCAGGGCCAUGGAACAACUCCUGCAGGACCUGGAUCAGGAGAAAGAGUCUGCUACCAGUGACUUGGAGGAGCAGGAGGAGAACGUCCUUCAAAACGUCAAGGUCAACGGCAGCCAUGACACAAGCUCAACAGAUAGAGAUUAUAUGGCCUCUGGAGAAGAUAAGAACUCGUCAGAGGAGGUGUUCAUGCGCUCCUCCCUAGCAGGAGGAAAGGGGUUCCAAGCCCAGAUGCUGACAGUGACAGAGAGAGCCGUGUUAAAUAGCGUGAUGCAGAUGUCAGAUGAUGACACUAUCGCUCUAGGAUCAGGUGAAGACACUAUGAAAGCUCUAAUGGACAGUUUAGAAGCUAUGAAUAAAGAGACAGACGAUGUUGGUGCUGCCUCAGUUGUUGCCAAUGCUGGAUCAUUAGAGAACCUUCGUACCAUAGACGACAAGUUUGUAACAACACGAGGCAGGCGGAAAAAGAAGCGAACGCGCAACCGCAAGACUUUGACACCUCAGUCGAGCGUGGCUGUGUCUACCACAAGUGACUCGGGACCAUCCUCACCCAGUUCGUUGUCAGCUGAAUUUGCUUAUAAUGAGCAGUUCCUUCAGAAUAAUGAAGACGAUGAUGAAAAGCCAGAUGAGGACAUGCUGCGAGAUUAUCAGCUGACGCUUAGUCAAGCCCUGGGUGAGGAUCAGCCAGAAAGUGGACCAGAAAACGAGCUAAAAAAUGAACAAGCAGAUUUAAGUAGUACUACCUCAAAUAUUGAAAAGGGAGAGGACCAAAUUGACAAUGUUCUUGCAUUACCAGGUCUUGCAGACACUCAAAAACAUGUACCAGAGGAGAAGGAAAGUUUAACAAGUGAGAUUCUCAAACAAGAGGAAACUCCCAAAGCAAAAGAAAUGGAGAACCAAGAACAGAGAGAAAUCCGAAAUGACAGACGCUCACCGGAGAAAAAGAAAUCUAAGUCCAAUAUUGUGAGGAAGUUUCAGAGCAAACAGAAAAUCAAAGAAAGUGAAAAAGUGCGAAUUGCCAACACGGGUAAAGCCCUGAAUGCCAGUAUUGACGAGCCAGAAGAUUCUGAAGCUUUCUUCACGCCAACAGCCGUUAAAUCAGACAGUGCUAAGAAUAAAGGUGGUGGUAAGAGACCUUUGAGAAAGUUGCCUGAUUUAAGCCAGAUUAAUUCUCGUGAGAAAAAGACUGAUAUUCCUGUUCCCACCUACAGCUCCUUGUCACCUAAAAAGCACCAGAAGAAGACAUCAGAGAAAAACAGUGUCCCACGUGCUGAACUUCCUUCAAAAAAGACUGUUGGGGGCAAGAAGAAAAUUAGUGUGGAUAGGACAAAGCUGGAAUCGGAUUCAAGUUUUCCUAAAAUACGAGAAGAGGGACCCUUCCCAGCAGAGCGAGGGAGGACAAAGAUCCCUCUGGACUCUAGUUUGUGUUCUGAUCAGAUGGCUGAGGAAGUGAGGAAGAGUAUCGGAGACAACAUGGAAGAUAUUCCAUUCGCAGAUGAUAGCUGUGGGGAUGUGUCACCCUCAGAUGAGGUUUUCUUCACACCUCAGACCUCUGUGAGGCCACAGGUUCAUCCAGGGAAAGCUGAGCGCAUUCACGCAGGCCAGGCCACGAAUGGGGCGCGCAAGAGAAUACUCCCAACUCCGCGUAAAGGCGACACGCCAGGAGUUCUCCCCCCUGAAAAAAUCAAGGAGAUCCAACAGGCGGAGAUCGAAAAGGCCAAGGAGAAAGCCAGGGAAAAGGCAAGGUUAAAGAGCGACGAAGAGCUUGGUCUGCUAAACAUGAACAGUUACGCCGGGGUCCCUGUGCCUGUCAAACGACGAGGGCUAGGGAAGAUAUCUGGGUCGGAUACAGACCGCAGUGAGUUCUCUAGAGACAGCGACGAUACAAGGAGUCCAAUGUCACCCCUCAGUCCCGACAGCGAAUCAGCAGACGGCAGCCCAUCAGCUAAAAAGACUAAGAACAAACGCAAAUUCAAACCUCGAGGUUCUGACAGCAAGUCAUCUCAGGAUGAACAGAAAAGUGACAGUUCCUCGGCCAGGAAAGACAAGGAGAAACGUAACUCUCUACUAGCCAUGUUGUUACCUUCCAAAAUCCCUCACAAGGGGAAAGACAUUGUCUCGCCUACUGUCAAUGGGGAAGGCAAAUCCAAAACCAAAACCCCUAAAACUGCCGAGAAACAUAAGAAAACCCCGAAAUCUGGUGCCAAAAAGAAGGACAAGAAGCGACGUCAUGGGUCAAAGGACAACCUGGAUCAGGACCUGAGUGAGAACUUGCGAGACCUGAAGAUCGGGUCCACGGUGUGGUAUGACAAGGACAGGGAGAGUCUGGCUUACCUCAACUCUCAGGCCAACAGAGCCCCCAAAGCAGAAGCUGAGGAUAUGUACGAUUCUGACGAUAGCUUCAUGUCCACGGAGACUCUGAGGUCCAUCUCAAGGAGGAAUCGUCACCUGACUGGAGAUGACGAAAUGAGUGAAAAGCUAACGAGGAAGGUGCAACAUGCUGCAAGGCGCCAGCAGAAGCAGCGAGAGCAGAAGCGGCUGCGAAUGGCGCAGGAGAUCCAGCGUCGUCUGGAGGAAGUCGAUGUCAAACAGCGCGAGUUGGAAGAGAGGGGGGUUAAAGUGGAACAAUCCAUACGCAGUGAAGGAGCAGAAGCUGCACCUUCUCCUGAAGCCAGUGACCUCCUAGAGGAGUGGUUAAAUCUAGUCCAUGAGAAAAAUGCUCUGGUCAGAUACGAAUCGGAACUCAUGGUCCAGGCUAAAGAGCUGGAGUUGGAGGACCGUCAGAGUCGAUUAGAACAGGAACUGAGGGAGAAAAUGGCACAUUCUGACAAGAACAAGACAAAUGAGGACAUAGCCGCAGAGCAGGCCAUCCUGAAUGAGCUGCUUGAGGUGGUGGAGGAGAGAGAUAACCUGGUGGCCAUGUUGGAGGAGGAGAGACUCAGGCAACAAGAAGAAGACAAGGAUUUGGAAUCAAUCAUGUUGCAGAAGGGCUUUAUGCUCUCACCACUCGGUCACACAGAGAAGCUGAAAACUAAGGACUAUUCCUCAGAAUCCGACACACAGUUUGUCUGAUUGCACAUACUGCUGAGCGGUGUAUCCAAUUUCAAAACCAAUGGCUGCACAACUGCCGCUUACUUCAGAUAUCCCAUGUAUCCUAGCAGAUCCUUGCAUAUGAGAAUUUGAAUUCUGAAUAUUUUCAUUCGAUGAUCUAGUGUGUGGAUGAAUACCCCUGAGAUACAUGAACCUGGGCGGAAUGGUGUCUUGGUAUCUUAUCUGAAAAGUACCUCUUUUUUUUUGAGGGCCAUGCUGCUUUCAGAAGCUCCUUAGCCUAUUUACACUGCAAAAAGCUGCUUCAGAGAGGUGGUAACUAGGGAAGAAGACUGGUCACUCGAGGUAAUGGUAGUGUAACUGACAACGGAGACAGAAUGUUAGCAUGUGUCUCACAGACAUUGUAGACAGUGUAGAGGAUGUACAUGCUAUUGUGACACGGUCUAAGAGGUUUAUAACACUGGAGUUUUUGAGACAUUGUAAUUGAUGCUGGAGACUGUAGUCCGAGUCAUUGUAACAAAUGGGAGAUUACAUUGGAGGUCUCCAAGACAUUGUAAUGUUUAUAUGAGACAUGUUGUUUCAGCUGAUGUCAAACACUGUUAUCUGAGAUAUGGUAGCCAAUGAGAUAAUACUGUAUGGGUGUCUUAGAUGGUUAGUGUAUGAGAAAUGUGCUUCAGACUGUGAGACAAGUGUAUUUCCCUUGUCUUGAGAAACAGUCCUCAGAAAAACUUAUAUCAUGAGGUUCAGAGGCUGAUCCUGCAUUGAUUAAACAAUUUUCUGGGAUGAAUACCAGAAAAGCUCUGAUGA
Molecule: messenger RNA, 7648 nt
Organism: Liolophura sinensis
Lineage: Eukaryota; Metazoa; Mollusca; Polyplacophora; Chitonida; Chitonidae
Product: protein-methionine sulfoxide oxidase mical3b-like
Molecular function (GO): protein binding
Source: RefSeq, a predicted model, not a curated record